AGUUGUCAGUUUAUGAUGGUAUCGACGCUAAUUUCUGUGAAUAUUUUGUUUGUUUAUUCGUUUAGCAGUAAGUUAAAGUAAUUAGUAAAUAGAACUUCGAUGAAAAGGCAUAUCAAUGAUUAAAAGUUAUAUUGAAAGCCUCCUGCCAAAACUCCAAACCUCCUUGAAAGCCAUCAAGACCAAGUUCACAGUUUAAUUUUUACAAGAUGAUAAUGCACCGGUGAUGUCUUCCGUGCACUGCGUGGUGGUGUGGGAGUGGCAGCACGAAGGCCAGUGGCUGCCGCACUCCCCGGGUGUAGCGAGGACCCUAGAACGAGCACAUGCUAAGAAACUGACGAGGGUGGUGCUGGCUGAUGCUGAACCGGCGCUCAAGGGACAUUACGUGAACUUGCGCACGUUGACGCAGUGCUCGGAGACUUCGGGAGUAUCAGAAUGCCGCGUGCGUCGUUCGUGCUACAGCGUGCAGUCGCCGGGCGGGCGCGGCGUGCGGUGGGAGUGGGCGCGGCUCGCGGACCCGCCGCGAGCCGCUGAACUACGAUAUGAUCCGUUGCCGAUGGAGAUCCAAUGCCAUCUAGAAGAAGCAUGGGACCGCGGGAUCGACGCUGUCACGUUCGAGGGCUGGUCAGCGUCGCUGUGCAACAUGACAGCGCAGCGGCACACGACAGCGGGCUCAGCGCUGAGACUGCUGAGACGCGCUGCCCACCCCCCCUACCCGCUGACCAGGUCUCCGCCCGUGCCGCCGGUGUUGCCAGAUCGGCCGAUUGUUGAUGGCCGUCGACCGCGCAUACCACAACAGCACACAGGCUCGAGCGUACACUCGGUACAAUCAGUACAAUCCGUACACUCGGUACAAUCCAUACAGUCCGUACAGUCCGUACAAUCGGUACAGUCAGCGAAAUCGGUCAAGUCCGCGCCGGCUGGGGGAGCGCGGGAGGCGAGGGGAGGGGCGAGGAGUGCGUCCCCUAGGGAGAGGAAACCGGGCCUGGCUAGACAGAUACUGCACAAUUUGAACAUUUUUGGUAACAAAGCCGCGGAGCGUUCGGGCGCGGACUCGUCGGAGGGCGGGUCGUGGUCGGACGGGCGGCACACGGACACCGAGUGCGGGUCGCGCUGCGGCCGCCGGCACAGCGUCGACACCGUCUCCACUUACCUCAGCCACGAGACGCAGGACGGACAGCAAGCGUCUGUGGGCGAGUUGCUGAAUUGCAGCAUGGGCAGUGAUGACGUCUUCGAGUCGACACUCACACUAGCACAAGACAGUUCUAAUAAUAAUACAGAACCUCUCCAAAAGCCGCGCUGCGUCGGCAUAUCGUCCGACGAGUGGGCGGUAUGGUCUAGCGUGUUACCCGUCGCGUGGCUCGACGACACCGGGGGCUGGUGUCCAGCAUGCGGGGGGGAGUUAGCGGGGAGGGGGGCGCGGGGGGAGGGGGGAGAACCCGCGGGGGUCGUGGCUCUGGCGGAAUGUAGACAUGCUAUACAUUUGAGGUGUCUACAGGCCCAUUUGCAGAAGAUAAGGGAUACCGAGGGUGUCACCUACAUCGAGUGCCUAGUCUGCGGGCACCAGUAUGGGCGUGGGGCUGGUAACCAACGGGGGGAGCCCGCCCGGGGGGGAGGUGGGGGUGAGCAGCAAUGUGGGGGGGAGCAGCCGUGCGGGUCGAUGGCGUGGCGCAGACAGGCGGAGCCGUUGCCUGGACACCCAGCGCAUGUGGGCUCUAUUGUGGUCACUUAUAAUUUCCAAUCAGGCGUACAAGGCGCGGGUCACCCGGCGCCGGGCGCUCCGUACUACGCUGUGGGCUUCCCGCGACACUCGCUGUUGCCGGACACACCGCUGGGACGGCAGGUGCUAGCCGGAUUACAAGGGGCCUGGGAGCGGCGGCUGCUGUUCACAGUGAGCGCGUCCCGCACGACCGGGCGCGAGCACGUGGUCUCGUGGCGCGUGCCCCCUCCCCCCGCCGGCCCGCAGCACUACCUGCCCCCGCACCGCCCGCAGCGCGCGCUGCUCGCCGCGCUGCAGCGCCUGCACGCGCUGCUGGAGCCCUAACUGAGCCUUAACUGUGUGAUGGAGCCCUAACUGAGCCUUAACUGUGUGAUGGAGCCCUAAAUGUGUAGUGAUGAAGCUCUAAAUGUGUAGUGAUGGAGCCUCAACGGUGUACUGACUGUGCCUUAAUUGUGUACUGACGUCUGACUGUGCCUUAAUUGUGUACUGACGUCUGACUGUGCCUUAACUGUGUACUGACGUCUGACUGUGCCUUAACUGUGUACUGACUGUGUCUUAACUGUGUACUGACUGUGCCUUAACUGUGUACUGACUGUGUCUUAACUGUGUACUGACGUCUGACUGUGCCUUAACUGUGUACUGACUGUGCCUUAACUGUGUACUGACGUCUGACUGUGCCUUAACUGUGUACUGACUGUGUCUUAACUGUGUACUGACUGUGCCUUAACUGUGUACUGACUGUGUCUUAACUGUGUACUGACGUCUGACUGUGCCUUAACUGUGUACUGACUGUGUACUGACUGUGCCUUAAUUGUACGUACUGACGGAGCCUUAACUGUGUACUAACGGAGCCCUGACUGUGUAAUGGAUCCCGAACUGUGAACUGUGUGCGCCCUAACCGCGUUAUAACUAUGACCUGACCGAGCUUUAAUAGCUCCCCUGCAGCGCUCCAACUGCGCCCUAUCCACAUCCAACUGCGUUUUGACGACGUCUUAACUGCGCCCUGACUGCGUCUUAAUAACACUCCCGUGACGCCCUAACCGCGCCCUUAUUAAAUCGAAUUUAAAUUUUUACGAACGAAACCGAUACCUUAUAAAUUCCGGUUAUGUACUUGCAAAUUACUAAAUUUCGAAAAAUUUACAACAAUUUUGAUGAAAAAAAAAUAAUUAUAUGUUGGUAGUUCAACAAAAUGUUACGUCAAACUACCCUCAUCACUAAAGUAUUAUAUAAAUACUUAUAUAAUAAAAACAUACAUCGAUAAUUAGUUAAGUUUUAAAAUGCCUAGUUUUUAGGAAGAACGAGUAUUUACUAUUUCUAUAUGUUUUUUCUAUUAACAAAAUAAUUGAUCUAUUUACUACUAAAUAAUUCUUAUAAUACGAUGUACAGUCAGCAUCAAAAGUAACUUAUAUAACUUUUAUUUACUUUAGAUUACGAAGAUUAGUAGAUAAGUUACUGCUCGAAUGAAAAUGAAUCUUAUUCAUUAUAUAAUUAAAGCUCAAUUUCAUAUAACACAUAUAUUGCAUAUUUUUUAUUAUAUAUUUUAGACAUAUUAUGUUUUUA
This is a messenger RNA of Colias croceus (clouded yellow), 3277 nucleotides long. It is a transcript of the gene dx, whose product is annotated as protein deltex. The record is from RefSeq and is a predicted model, not a curated record. The coding region runs from base 224 to 2041 and encodes 605 amino acids. NCBI's taxonomy places the organism in Eukaryota, Metazoa, Arthropoda, Insecta, Lepidoptera, Pieridae. Gene Ontology annotation, biological process: protein ubiquitination; Notch signaling pathway. The transcript is spliced from 11 exons. Gene Ontology annotation, molecular function: ubiquitin protein ligase activity; zinc ion binding. Gene Ontology annotation, cellular component: nucleoplasm.